AUGGGUAGAGGAAAUCAUUCUUUGGUAACUGAGUUCAUCCUUGAGGGGUUAACAGACCAGCCAGGACUCCAGCUGCCUCUCUUCUUCCUGUUUCUAUUGAUCUACAUGGUCUCCAUGGUGGGAAACUUGGGCUUGGUCUUUUUAAUCAGGAUCAGUUCUCAGCUUCACACGCCCAUGUAUUAUUUCCUCAGUAAUUUGUCCUUCAUAGAUCUCUGCUUCUCCUCUGUCAUAAUUCCCAAGAUGUUGGUGAACUUCAUCACAGAGAGGAAUUUCACCUCUUUUCCCCACUGCAUGGCACAGCUCUUUUUCUUCUGCUUCUUUGGUAUUGACGACUCCUACAUGCUGACAGCCAUGGCGUAUGAUCGUUAUGCUGCCAUCUGUAACCCCUUGCUCUACAAUGUCAUCAUGUCCCACAGAGUCUGUUUUCUACUGGUCAUGAGUGUGUAUAUAGUGGGGGCCAUUGGAGCCUUGGUUCACACCAGCUACAUCUCUAGUUGCUCUUUCUGUGGAACCAAUGUCAUUCACCACUACUUCUGUGACAUCCUUCCACUUCUGAAUACAUCUUGCUCAAGAGACUACACAAAGGAACUUCUGGUGGUGAUUUUGGUUGGAUUCAAUGUAUUUGCGUGUGCUUUAGCCAUCUUCAUCUCUUACACUCUCAUCCUUUCCAGCAUCUUGUGCAUACGGUCAGCCGAAGGCAGGUCCAAAGCUUUCAGUACCUGCAGCUCCCACCUUGCAGCUGUUGGGGUCUUCUAUGGCUCCAUCAUCUUUAUGUAUUUUAAACCAUCUACUAGUGACAUAACGCAGGAGAAGGUGGCCUCUGUGUUUUAUACCACAGUGAUUCCCAUGCUUAACCCCUUUAUCUAUAGCCUUAGGAACAAGGAUGUCAAAGAAUCUCUAACAAGCAUCCUGAAUAGUGGGAUACUUUCUGAGUCUCUGUAG
Diceros bicornis minor is the source of this 942-nucleotide messenger RNA. RefSeq names its product olfactory receptor 8D1-like. Gene Ontology annotation, biological process: G protein-coupled receptor signaling pathway; sensory perception of smell. Gene Ontology annotation, molecular function: olfactory receptor activity; G protein-coupled receptor activity; odorant binding. The record is from RefSeq and is a predicted model, not a curated record. The transcript is spliced from 2 exons. NCBI's taxonomy places the organism in Eukaryota, Metazoa, Chordata, Mammalia, Perissodactyla, Rhinocerotidae. Gene Ontology annotation, cellular component: membrane. Bases 1 to 942 code for a protein of 313 amino acids.